AUGCUUGGAAGAUUAUCUCCAACAUUUGUGAAUAGUAGGAAUAUUUGGUGUGGAGGUUUCGUAGCUCUAGCUGUAGGAAUGGGCAUAUUUGAAUAUAUAAACAGAAUUUUGCAUUCGUAACUUGGUGAAAAUUUAACACUUGGAAUAAGAAAAAAACUUUUUUCUUCAAUGAUUAGUAAGAAUAUAGAAUGGUUUGAUAAAAAGGAGAGAGCCCCUGGUAUUUUGAGUGGGAUGUUUUAAGAGGAUGUAUCUUAACUUAAAGGACUUACCAGUUAAACAUAUGCUUUAAUACUUGAAGCAACAGUAUGCCUUUUAAUUGGCAUUGCCUUAUCAUUUUUAAAUACUUGGAAAAUGGCAUUAGUUACUAGAUCUGUGGUACCAUUUCUCAUACUUGGAGGCAUGGCUGAGUAAAUAAUAUUUUGGAAUUCAGUCAAAAAUUCAACUAAGCAAGUUAAAGAUAAUGAAGAUUAGUUAGAUCCUUAUGAUAGAGCAAAUGCUCUACUCUCAGAUAUCAUAAUAAAUUAUAAAACAGUUAUCAGCCUUGGAGAAAAGAAUGUAGAAUUUUUACUUCAAAAAUAUCAAGCUUUAUUGGAAGAACCAAAGAGAAUAGGUAUCAAGCAAGCUCAUAUUUCUGGAAUAAUCUAUGGAUAUUCUCAGUGCAUAAGAUUUCUCUUCGUUGCAUUUAUAUUCUACCUUUCUUCCAUCUUUAUCUUUAAAUACAAUGAUGAACCAGAGGAUACCUAUGUUGGAGUCUAUACAUUAUUUAUUGCUGCAAUUGGUUCUGGUUCAUUAUUUUCUCAAUUACCGUCAGUUUCUAAGUCAAAAUAGUCAGCCAAUAAGAUAUUUGAGAUCAUAGAAACCCACAAAAAAGUAAAAAAAGAUUAAAGAUAUGGCCAAGUAAUGAACUACCAAUAAAAAUAAAUCAUUUAAUAAGGUGAAAUUGAAUUCAGAAAUUUGAGCUUCAAAUACCCUUCAAGAGACAAGAAAGUUCUGAAUAACUUUUCACUUAAAAUUCCUAUGGGGUGUAAAGUAGCUCUAGUUGGUCAUUCUGGCUCUGGUAAAAGCACAAUCGCAAAUUUAUUGCUAAGACUCUAUGACUAUGAAGAAGGGUCCAUAUUAAUAGAUGGGAACAAUCUAAAAGAUUAUGAUGUGAAAUUGCUUAGGAACUCCAUUGGAUAUGUGAUGUAGGAACCUUUACUAUUUAACAUCUCUAUAAAGGAAAACAUUAUCUAUGGAAACAGUGAGGCUUCAGAUGAUUAAAUAAAAGAAGUUGCAGAGAUGGCAAAUGCUCUUUAAUUUAUAGAUGAUUUUAGCGAAAAUUAAGAGCAUAAUCCUAGCAAGGCAUUUAAGUUACCACAAGAUCAAGUAAUGCACGAAUAAUAGAAUGAAGAUUAAAACAUUGAUACAACUAUACUCUCUUAAGGGUUCAGUAAGAAAUGUGGACUUAAGGGAUCUCUGCUUUCAGGUGGAUAAAAGUAGAGAAUCGCAAUAGCUAGAGCAUUGAUUAAAGAUCCUAAAAUUUUGAUUCUUGAUGAAGCAACAUCUGCUCUUGAUGAAUAAUCUCAAGAAUCUUUUAAUAUUGCUCUUGAAAAAGCUAUGAUUGGUAGGACAAGCAUAGUUAUUGCCCAUAGAUUAAGUACGAUUAGAAAUUGUGAUUGGAUAUGUGUUUUACAUCAUGGAAAAAUGGUAGAAUAAGGAACAUUCUAGGGUUUAUCAGAUGAUGAAGAUUCUUAUUUUUAUAAGUUAAAAUCAGGGAUGGAAAUGUGA
Messenger RNA from Stylonychia lemnae, 1767 nucleotides. The record is from the annotation of a GenBank genome assembly. Lineage: Eukaryota; Ciliophora; Spirotrichea; Sporadotrichida; Oxytrichidae.